AGAGGUUUGGCUUUCCUGUUGGUCGGCUGCACUUCCUGGAUCUUUUCCUGGGAUUGCGAGCAUUAUGGAGGGGCGAACCAAAAGUCACCUUUCAAGUUCGAGCCAAAAUCUAUGGAAAACUUGGGCUUACAAGGUCGGCAGCCAACGGUCUAAUUACCAUAGGUUGCAGGACUGAAGAUCGAUAGUGGGUGUCCGUUUGGAGGUGACUGUGUUCUCAACACAAUUCUCUGAAAUACCAGAAUACCUUCCUUGGCCCACGGGCUAACGGCAUGGAUAGGGUAUGUAGACUACCAGGUAUGUGUGCAGGGCUAGUUAAAGUCUAGCUACCAGUAGCUAUCAUAGAUCUGGCCAUAAUUUUUAAAGCUGGAGGCACUCAUCAUCAUCAUCAUCAUCAAAAAGAAAGAAAAGAAUCCCGACCAUGAUCUCGACUACCACUGGCAUCAUUCAUCCAAGAUGCACACUCAAGCUCUCCUUGUGGAUGCUAGUGCUCCUGGUGAUUGCGCUCGGCGACGCGGAAACCCUCCUUCAGGACGAGUUGUUGAAGGAACGCCAGGAUGUGUCCUUGAAAAAGUACCUGGGCAUGGCAGAGAUUGCCGAAGCGGGCGACGCCAAUGUCUUUGAUGACAUUCAUACUCCUCGAGACUUGCAGCAAUACGACCACACAUUCGGUGGGAAGCUCUACGAUCGGUGCUCCAUCAUUUUCCCGUGCGACGAAGGAUUGCAAUGUACCGGGAUCCCAACGCAAAAGCUGUGUUUGCCCGUCGACUGCCUCAUGGAAGGCGUCAGGGCCGAGCUGGAUGCCAAUGGUUUGGAAGCUGACUUUGCCACUGUCCUUUUGGAACAGGCAGGAUUGACCGAGGAGUCCAUGUUCAAUAGGAGUACGAUCGAUAUGGGGGACAACGCCACGGAAGAAAUGACCCAAAAAUGGUUGCUCAUGCCGGGCGUGGAACAAAAGCUUCGUGACGCCAUGGCGAGUUUGCCCCUGGAUUUGAGGAGAUUGGACGAAAUGGCAGCGGCGUGUACCAGUGGAGCGCAGCCGAGUCCUAACCAGAUUUCCGGACAACCCUGGACCUAUUUGGGCUUGAACCUGGAAGUGUCGGCUGGUUUCAAAUUCAUUUAUCAGUUCAUUUACAGCUCUCAACUCGAGAUCUCGACCGAUCCUUUGAUUGUUGCAACUUGGAGCAACAUUUGCAUUGGUGGUGGGCCUUCAGCUGGUUUCCAUACAGAGUUUAUCGUUGGCUGGAAUUUUGGAGCACAGAAUAUCACCGAAGUGGCACAGAAUUCGGUCAUGUUUGAUUACGGUGGGGCCUUCUUCGUUGGUCUCGGUCAAGCGCUGGGGUUCACUGUCGAUCCAUGUUAUUUUAGAUUGGACAUUAUGGUUGGAGUUGGUAUUGGCGCUGGAAUUUCCGCUACCUACUGCUUUGUCACUGGGUACAGUGAAAUUGUUUGAGGAUUGAAUUCAGUUCCGAAAAGACAAUCAUGGAUGUUCUUAUUAGGGAAUCAUGUAUGUACGUGGCUGCUUCCACAGACCUUUCGUUCCGGCAACAACCGGGUCAUGUUUUCAGUGGUAAUUCUUGUACGAUAAAUGUCUAGCUUCAACAACUACAAGAAGU
Seminavis robusta is the source of this 1613-nucleotide messenger RNA. Lineage: Eukaryota; Bacillariophyta; Bacillariophyceae; Naviculales; Naviculaceae. The record is from the annotation of a GenBank genome assembly.